Messenger RNA from Mucor mucedo, 1143 nucleotides. RefSeq lists its product as uncharacterized. The record is from RefSeq and is a predicted model, not a curated record. Lineage: Eukaryota; Fungi; Mucoromycota; Mucoromycetes; Mucorales; Mucoraceae. The transcript has 4 exons. Bases 308 to 1105 code for a protein of 265 amino acids. Gene Ontology annotation, cellular component: CCR4-NOT complex. Gene Ontology annotation, biological process: mRNA catabolic process; negative regulation of translation.
CGCUUCCCACACCCCCUUCUUUUCCACCCCUUUUAAACUUUUUUUUAUUAUUUCAGCAUGGUCGAAAAAGAAAAAUCAUUUUCAGAAAUUUACCAAACGUUUCUUUCUCGACAAGAAUCACAGCAUCAUGACGCAUUCACAGCCGCAUGUAACGUUUGGUUACAAUUCGACACCCUCCGAGUACCCUAUUUUUUUUUUUUUUUUUUUAAAAAAAAAGAAACGAACACGCUUGAUUACUCACUAACAGAAAUCAUAGGAUCAAGCAAGUCGAUUAGCGAUCCUGUACAUUUUAUAUAGUCAAUACUCCAUGGUACCCAUCGACCGUAAUCCUUUUUUAACGUUUUUCUUACAACUCUUGGAACACCCUUUUUCUGACACAGAAGAUCAUUUUAUAUAUUGCAUAUUGGAAGACACUGUCUCUCGCCUGGAAGAUCUUUCCCCGAAGGAAAUAUGCGAGGAUGUAGGUAAAUUACCCGACAUUCAAAAGGAUCCAAAAUACCUGGAACUGCUUCAACUUAAAGUAGCCCGUCUCAUCCACGACCCGAGCAUUGUGAUAUUGGAUGAAAAGAUUUCCAGUAUACUAAGUAGUGCAUGUACACGUACAUUAACACUGAAAGAAAAUGAGCAACUAAGGAUGGAACAACGUCUGUCGGAUUAUCCAUUAUCGAGCAUGAUUCCACCUGAGGGACUGACGGACUUGAUUGAGAUAAACCAGUUUUCUGCACUUCAUAUCGUACCUCACCUGUUCCAAUGCGAAUCAUCUCCCCUAUACCAACAAGCAUUAUUAAAUACGCGUGUGACGAUAAACUCGUUGGAAGUGGUUCAUCACGUGCUUGUUAAUCAUGGUGUGCCUGUCCCUGCAGACUUUAUCCACUAUUAUAUCUCGCAUAGUAUCCAAUCCUGUGAACAAUGCAGCAAUAAGGACCGUCAAGUGAAGCAAGUAGCUCGUUUCAUUCAAUCUCUGUUAGAAAAAGACUUGAUUCAGAUGAAGGAGUACUACAUAGAGAUUCAAUCUUUUUGCCUGUCAUUUAUUAAAUUAAAGGCUGUAGCUAAUUUAUUUCGUCUGGCAUCACAAGAAGCGCAACAACAGCAACAGCAAAAAUAAAAUUUUAAAAAAAAGCAAGUCAUACUUUUUUUUUUUUU